AUGGCCGCGCCGAACGAGGGGCCACCCGAGCUGGCCAACGACACCGAGUCUGCGCUCCAGUCGGAUCACGACCAGACACCAAGCGCCUCGCCUCCAGUGGACCACCCGUUGUCACGCCCGGAAACCCUCUCCGACGCUGCACCGCUCUCAUCCCACCAGCUUGAGUCGGUCUUUCCUGCAUCGCUCCCCACCGAGCAGGCGGCCACAACGCUACAGCCCUCGGCCGAGACACCCACCCCGCCUAACAUCGAACCAGUGCCCGAGCUCCCCACAGACGUCCAGGAAGAGAUCGAGGAUGACCUUGUACAAAGACUGCGAGCCAACACCAUCUCGGCACAGUUGGCAACUGGAAUUGACUCGGAACUCAAUGCUGCGAUCCAGUCGACUCAACACUUGUCGUAUGUCAAGGAACUUGAAGCCAAAUAUGCCGCCAACCAAGAAGCGCUGCGCUCCUUGCUCUCCACCAUCACGCGCGAGAAGGAGAACUUGGCUGUUGAAGUUCGCAACCUGCAGCGGCAACUUCAGCUUGCUAGUGAUGAUGCGGCGCGCAUCCACGAAGCCCACUUUGAGCAGACGCGACGCCUUCGUGAGCAGGUUGAUCUCUUGCAGAGACAAAACGCAAGCCAGAAGCGAGCUGGGUUUCGACUGCGCAGACGGUGGACCAAUCAGAGCGCCGACGCCUCCCCUACCGACUCGCCGACUCAGCUGGACAAUGCUCAAGAAUCCGCACGCCAAGAGUCUGACCUGAUUCGAGCUCUCAUCGAGCCACUCGAGCACGAAGUGGAGUUUCUGCGGAAUCGCCUCUCCGCCACCGCCCUGGCCUCUAGCCAAGAGGGUGCUGCUCAGUCGUCCGGGGCGUUGGAAUCUCGGCUGGAAACAGAAAAGAUUCGCUGCUCCGACCUGGAGACAGAGCUGGAUGUGCUCAAGACACAGCGGCAAGUGCUGCGUCGGGAACUGGACAUGGCGCAGCUCGAGUUUAAGAAUUUAGAGACGGAGCAUGCCGAACUCAAGACGACGUGGCACGAGGCCAACGAGAGCUUUCUGCAUAUCCAGCGUACUCUUGAAGAAGAAAAUGACCGCUUGCGCAUUCGAGCUGGUGAGACGAAUCGCACGGUUGAUGAAGAGGUGGCUCUUCUCGAGGCCAAAUUGGAGGAGGAACGGCAGACGCAUGUUCACAUUACCGACCGCCUCAAGCGUCAACUCGCCGAUAUGAAGGAACAGUAUGAGGCAAGCACGGCUGCUGCUCGAAGCCAAUGGCAGCAGCAGGAGGCUGAGCUUCGCGCCGAGCUGAGCCGCCAGCAGAUGGAGCUCAAAACCUUUGAGGAGCAGGUGCACACGUUGCGCGCCAACAGCGGAGCCGCAGAUCCCAACACCUCCAUCCGCUCCGAUGCCAGCUUUCGUGCGUCACAGGAAAUGAACAACGAGUACGAAUCGCGCCUCGUGCUCAUGCAGGAGCGCCUGCAAGCUGCCCAGGCCAAGGAAGCAGAACUUCACCUUGAGUUUGACCGUGAACGCAAGACCAUGGCCAAGGAAGCCGCAGUGCAAGCACAGCGCCACCAGGCCAACCUCACCCGCUGUCUCCAAGCGCAAGUGGCUUUUGCCGAGGAGAGCGUCGUAUCGUUGCCAGCGCGACUGGAUGCGGCUUCUGACACGGCGCAGCAGUUGGAAGCCAUGCUUCACGAGUACAAGGAUGAGUUUGACCGCACAGAUCGGGCCAAGUUUUCAGAAACCAAACGCCUUCGCAAGGCACUGACAGGCUUCGAACAGUUCUUUGCCAAACUCAAUUCGGCUGGCCAGCUUGACCAACCAAUCACCAAACAAGAUUUGCUUGAUACGUUGCGUGAAGAGGAUGAGAAAACAAUGGCACUCAAGGAGCAGGUUGCAAAGUUGACGCAAGAGCUCGAGUCGCGCGAUGCCCUGCAGGGCCGCUGCGAUAAGCUAGAAAAGGAUCUUGAACUCUCGCAUGAGGUGACCGUGGAACUCACGACCAAGCUGCAAGUCCUCGAGGUGAGUCUGUGCAAUUCAGACCGCGCGUCGGCAUGCCACCAGCAAGCAGCCUGUUCCCCCGCCUCAGUUGACGGUCUUUGUUGCGCCAGCAAUCUACGGCUGAUCUUCGACAGCAGCUGCAAGCUCAAGAAGUGGAGCUGCAAGCCCAGCGGAGUCGGAGCAACACCAACACACACACGUCUCGCAUCGUGCUCGUCUUCUCCGGCCGAGGGAAUGGCAUUGCCGCCUGCCGUGCUCAAGGUUGCCCAAAACGCCCAUGCUGCUCACUCUAGCGCCGACAACAUGAGCGCACCGGUGAUUGUUGGCUCUGUGUGUGUGUGUGUGUGUGUGUGUGUGUGUGUGUGUGUGUGUGUGUGUGUGUGUGUGUUCUGCUUCCACCACUACCGUCCAUUCGAAACCCCUGACCCCGGGCCGGCUUUGCUCAACCCCCCAUCGUGCAUUCUAUUCCUGUAG
Messenger RNA from Monosiga brevicollis MX1, 2460 nucleotides. RefSeq lists its product as uncharacterized. Gene Ontology annotation, molecular function: GTPase activator activity; growth factor activity. The record is from RefSeq and is a predicted model, not a curated record. Bases 1 to 2460 code for a protein of 819 amino acids. Lineage: Eukaryota; Choanoflagellata; Craspedida; Salpingoecidae. Gene Ontology annotation, cellular component: intracellular membrane-bounded organelle. The transcript has 16 exons. Gene Ontology annotation, biological process: endocytosis.